Messenger RNA from Zygotorulaspora mrakii, 2385 nucleotides. RefSeq names its product NEDD4 family E3 ubiquitin-protein ligase (gene RSP5). The transcript has a single exon. Bases 1 to 2385 code for a protein of 794 amino acids. NCBI's taxonomy places the organism in Eukaryota, Fungi, Ascomycota, Saccharomycetes, Saccharomycetales, Saccharomycetaceae. Gene Ontology annotation, molecular function: protein binding; ubiquitin protein ligase activity. Gene Ontology annotation, biological process: ubiquitin-dependent protein catabolic process. The record is from RefSeq and is a predicted model, not a curated record.
AUGCCAUCUAUAUCAGUGAAGCUUGUUGCAGCUGAGUCGCUGUACAAGCGUGACGUUUUCAGAUCGCCGGAUCCCUUUGCAGUACUGACAAUCGAUGGUUACCAGACAAAAUCUACUUCAGCUGCGAAAAAAACGCUCAAUCCGUAUUGGAAUGAGACUUUCAAAUUUGACGAUGUAACAGAGAACUCUAUAUUGACUAUUCAGGUAUUUGAUCAAAAGAAGUUUAAAAAGAAGGAUCAGGGGUUUCUCGGCGUAGUCAAUGUACGUAUAGGGGAUGUCUUGGGUCAUCUUGAUGAAGACACCACAGGUGGCUCGAGAGGUCGUGAAGAGACUAUAACAAGGGAUUUGAAGAGGUCGAAUGAUGGAAUGGCAGUCAGUGGAAGAUUGAUUUCGGUAUUGUCGAAACAAGUUGGUCGCUCGACCGACUCGACCUCAAGCGCUCCUAGUGCACCGACAUCUUCUGCACAAGCUUCAGGCUCUGUAUCAUCAUCUCGUGGUACUGGAACUCAUACCCCAAGACCCACUGCAGCUGCCGUUGAACAUACUUUACAAAGUGGUGCAGGUAGCUCUUCCGGAUCAAAUAACGCGGCAAGUAAUAAUUCAUCUACAAGGCAGUAUUCUUCAUUCGAAGAUCAAUACGGUCGUUUACCUCCUGGAUGGGAAAGAAGAACAGAUAACUUCGGUCGGACAUACUAUGUCGAUCACAAUACAAGGACAACUACUUGGAAACGCCCCACCUUGGAUCAAUCAGAAGCUGAACGUGGCAAUCAAUUAAGUGCCAAUACAGAAUUACAAAGGAAGCAACAUAGAGGUAGAACUCUACCAACGGGUUCCUCAGACAACUCCUCUGUCACGGUACAAACAAGCACAAGUUCACAGACACCUGCCGUAAAUGGAUCAGCAGCAGCAGCAUUUGCCGCUACUGGUGCUACGACCUCGGGGCUAGGGGAGUUACCAUCAGGUUGGGAACAAAGAUUUACACCUGAAGGAAGGGCUUAUUUUGUGGAUCAUAAUACAAGAACCACAACGUGGGUAGAUCCCAGAAGGCAACAAUAUAUUCGUACUUAUGGACCAACCAAUACUACUAUUCAGCAACAACCUGUCUCCCAACUGGGUCCUUUGCCGUCAGGUUGGGAAAUGAGGUUAACGAAUACUGCCCGUGUAUAUUUUGUCGACCAUAAUACAAAAACUACAACCUGGGAUGACCCAAGAUUGCCAUCAUCAUUAGAUCAAAAUGUUCCACAAUACAAGCGUGAUUUUAGGCGUAAAGUUAUCUAUUUUAGAUCUCAACCAGCAUUGAGAAUUUUACCUGGGCAAUGUCACAUUAAAGUCCGUAGAAAGAAUAUUUUUGAGGACGCAUAUCAAGAAAUAAUGAGACAAACACCAGAAGAUUUAAAGAAACGAUUAAUGAUUAAAUUUGAUGGUGAAGAAGGUUUAGAUUAUGGUGGUGUUUCUCGUGAAUUUUUCUUUUUGUUAUCACAUGAGAUGUUUAACCCAUUCUAUUGUUUGUUUGAGUACUCUGCUCACGAUAAUUAUACAAUACAGAUAAAUCCAAACAGUGGUAUCAAUCCAGAACACCUGAAUUAUUUCAAGUUUAUAGGUAGAGUUGUUGGUUUGGGUGUGUUUCACAGAAGAUUCCUUGAUGCAUUUUUCGUUGGUGCACUUUAUAAGAUGAUGUUACGCAAAAAAGUGGUAUUACAGGAUAUGGAAGGUGUUGACGCUGAAGUUCACAAUUCAUUGAAAUGGAUGCUCGAAAAUAGUAUAGAUGGGAUUCUCGAUCUGACAUUUAGUGCAGACGAUGAAAGAUUUGGCGAACUUCUCACGGUCGAUUUAAAACCUGACGGAAGGAAUAUAGAAGUAACGGACGAGAACAAAAAGGAAUAUGUUGAACUAUUCGCACAAUGGAAAAUUGUAGACAGAGUACAGGAACAAUUUAGAGCAUUCAUGGAUGGAUUUAACGAGUUAAUUCCAGAAGACCUUGUUACUGUUUUCGACGAGCGCGAAUUAGAAUUAUUAAUAGGUGGUAUCGCUGAAAUAGAUGUUGAAGAUUGGAAGAAACAUACCGAUUACCGUGGAUACCAGGAGUCUGAUGAAGUAAUCAAGUGGUUCUGGAAAUGUAUCACUGAAUGGGAUAACGAACAAAGAGCACGUUUACUGCAGUUUACUACUGGUACGUCUCGUAUUCCAGUUAACGGGUUCAAAGAUUUACAAGGAUCUGAUGGCCCUAGAAGAUUCACUAUUGAAAAAGCAGGUGAGAUUGCCCAAUUACCGAAAUCACAUACUUGUUUCAAUAGAGUUGAUUUGCCACCGUAUGAUGAUUAUGAAAACAUGAAACAAAAACUAACUUUGGCUGUAGAAGAAACGAUAGGUUUCGGUCAAGAAUGA